This is a messenger RNA of Vespa velutina, 1526 nucleotides long. It is a transcript of the gene Adk2, whose product is annotated as adenosine kinase 2. Gene Ontology annotation, cellular component: nucleus; cytosol. Gene Ontology annotation, molecular function: adenosine kinase activity. NCBI's taxonomy places the organism in Eukaryota, Metazoa, Arthropoda, Insecta, Hymenoptera, Vespidae. The transcript is spliced from 6 exons. The coding region runs from base 336 to 1373 and encodes 345 amino acids. The record is from RefSeq and is a predicted model, not a curated record. Gene Ontology annotation, biological process: purine ribonucleoside salvage.
AAGAUAAAAUAGUGUGUCAUACUUCGGACGCGAAGUAGAUUGAAAAUCAUUCGAGAAACAACGCACGAGAUAAAAAUUCUUUCUUACAACGGUUGUCCGUUUCAUUGAGCCACGCGCUCUGACGUAAGGAUACGCCAUCCGACGAAUCACCUAUACAACACACACACACACACACACACACACACACACACACACACACACACACAUACAUACACACGCAUCAUACAUACACACAUACACACACACACACAUCAUCGGUGGCAUACAGUCGCCAGACAUUCGCAGUGUGUCUUCAGAAAUCCAUUUAUUCUCAUAAGAAAUCGUGUACUUCGCCAAUGGCAGAAAAUUUACGAGAAGGUCUUCUUCUGGGUAUGGGAAAUCCUCUGCUUGAUAUAUCUGCGACUGUAGACAAAAAUUUUCUGGAGAAGUAUGACUUAAAAGCCAACGAUGCUAUUCUUGCGGAGGAAAAACAUAAAUCUUUAUACGAUGAGUUAAUCAACCUGUAUAAUGCCAAUUUUAUUGCUGGUGGUUCUGUACAGAAUACAAUGCGAGUAACACAAUGGUUCUUGAAAAAAUCAAAAGUUGCCAGUUACAUGGGUUGCGUAGGUAAUGACAAGUAUUCCAAAAUAUUGGAAGAACGAGCUCUUACAAAUGGCUUAAAUGUUUGCUAUCAAUAUACGGAUAAGGAACCAACUGGGACUUGUGCCGUUCUUAUCACAGGAAAGGAAAGAUCUCUAUGUGCUAAUUUAGCAGCUGCAAAUUGUUUCUCAACAUCGCACAUAGAAGUACCGGAAAACAAAAAACUUAUAGAAAAUGCAGAAUAUAUUUAUAUUUCUGGAUUUUUCUUAACCGUUAAUCCAGAAGUAAUCCAAAUAGUGGCUAAGCAUGCGUAUGAAAAUAAUAAAAUGUUUAUGAUGAAUCUCAGUGCACCAUUUAUACCCGACGUUUUUAAAAAACCAUUAGAAGAUGUUCUCCCUUAUGUAGAUAUUUUAUUUGGUAAUGAAGCAGAGGCAGAUGUAUUUGCAAAAGUCCAUGAUUUUAAGACUACAGACAGAAAGGAGAUAGCGUUAAAGAUAUCUUGUAUGGAGAAGAUAAAUAAAAAGAGGAACAGAAUCGUCAUAAUUACACAAGGUUCUGGACCAAUUCUUUUAGUUAAGGACAACAUAGUGAGAGAAUAUCCUACUACGAAAAUCCCAGAAGAAAAUGUAAUCGAUACUAAUGGUGCUGGGGAUGCAUUUGUAGGAGGUUUUUUGGCACAACUGAUUCAAGGGAAAGAUAUAGAAAUAUGUAUAAAAUGUGGUAUUUGGGCUGCCACACAAAUUGUACAAACUUCUGGAUGUACUUACAAUGGCACACCUGACUUUAAACUUUGAUUAAAAAUAGAUUUAUUAGCAAUUGUAAAUCCAGUACUUAAAUAAAUACCUUAAUAACUAUAUUAUAUAAAAUCUUUUUAUGGCAAUGGUAAAUCAGCAUUAUUCAUGUUAAUAUAUUUGUAAUUCAUGAAUAAAUUUUUUUAAAACUUCUCA